UGACGAUAAACACAAAUUCGAUAGACGCAAAAUGUAAAGCAACAAGAAAAUAAACAAAAUUAUGCUGAUAACAAUAAAUAAUAAUAAGGAUUGAUACGGACAAGCCAAACAAUGGAACUGAGCAGGCCAAAGAAGCGACGCAAGCAGCGCAAACGCAAACACCAACGUAAGAAGCCAAAGGCGUCAGCAACAGCAGAAGCUGCUGCCGCUGUGGGUGCGCCACAGUUGCCUGCCGAGAUUUGGUGCAGCACGUACAAGUCUCUGCUGGCGUGGCAUCAGGCACAGGUGCGUAGCGUCUGUGGCAGGAGAAUGGAGCAGGCGGAAGCUGAAAGCAGGAGUGAGAGGGAGGACGACGAGGAGGAUGAGGAAGUGGAAGACGAGGAGCUGGAGGAGCAGCAGUUGUUUGCCGUCCCCGACGAGGUGGAGGAAGUAGAUGAGGAAUAUCUGAAGUUUCUGGAAAUUACGCUGCAGCAUCAGGAGGAAUUGAAACGCACGCGUGCCGCAGCUGCCGCUGCCGCCGCAGAGACUUAACUGCCGAAACCUACCGAGAAUUUAGAUUUAAGAUUUUUAAAUUCAAGAUUUUAUAUAGACAUACAGUGAAAACUCACUUUAGAGACAAGUUAAGGACCAUUCAUAAUUGUAUAUAAAAAUUUUUGUAAUUGUAAAUUUCAUAUUUCGAUUGAUAUGUUAAAUGUUAAAAUAAGCAAAUGGAAUAUGAUUUUCUCUUAAUAUAUGUUAGCUUAAAUAAGUUGAAGUACAGAAGGUUAAGAAUGGAAUAGGGAAAAGCAAAAUCGACAAAUUAUAUGAUACUGCAUUGUAUGAUACGAAUAGGAUAACAAACAUUUAGAAGAAUUAAGCUCUGACACCCCAUAUAUAUGUACAUAACUCAUGCUAAAAGCAAA
Drosophila mojavensis is the source of this 902-nucleotide messenger RNA. RefSeq lists its product as uncharacterized. The transcript has a single exon. The record is from RefSeq and is a predicted model, not a curated record. Lineage: Eukaryota; Metazoa; Arthropoda; Insecta; Diptera; Drosophilidae. The coding region runs from base 112 to 531 and encodes 139 amino acids.